GGUAGUCACAAUGUAUCACAAUAAUAUUCUUACAUUUGAACUAAUGUUUUACUUAGCAGCAUAUCAUGAAAACUAAUAGUCAAUAAAUGUCAUCUUGAAAGCCUUUUUGAGUUUUUUUCAAAAUAACUCAGUUCACACUGAAUAUAAACUACCAAUAAACAAAACAGAGUAAGUAAUUAUUCAAAAAAUAGCAAGCACAUUAACGAAAUCGCUUUGAAAUUAAUAACACUGCAUAACAAUUAUAAAUAUAACCUCAAAAAAUAAAUCAGUUUUGGAAUUUAUUUUUGAAAAAAUAAACCCAACUUAAAUCAUAAAAAACUGAAAUGGCCCACUAUAAAGGAGCUGCCAGUGAGGCUGGCAGAGCCAUGCAACUUAUGAAAAAAAGGGAACAGCAAAUGCAAGACAUUGAGAUAAGAAAACGUAAAAUAGAAGAAGAUUUGAGGAUAAACAAUAUUGAAAACAAGUUUGCUGCUCAUUAUGAUGCUGUGGAACAACAACUUAAGACUUCUACAAUUGGUUUGGUAACACUCAAUGAAAUGAAAGCUAAACAAGAGAACAUAGUAAAAGAAAGAGAAAAGAAGUUGGCUCAAAAGCAAGCUGAAAAGGAACGGGAACGCCAAAAAAUUUUAGAAGCAAAACAAGCAGAAAAGAAUAAACAAAAGAGACAGAUUCUGGCAUUAUCAUUUAAUUUAGAAGAGGAAGGCGAAGAAGAUGAUGAAUCAGAAGACUUUAGAAUGGAAGAUGUAAAGCCUGCCAAGAAAGUUCGAAAAGAUCCCACUGUGGAUACUAGUUUUCUUCCUGACAGAGAAAGAGAAGAGGAAGAGACGCGAUUAAGGGAGGAAUUGAGACAGGAGUGGGAACGAGAACAGCAAAGGCUUAAAGAGGAAGAAAUGGACGUCACGUUCAGCUAUUGGGAUGGAUCCGGGCAUCGUCGUACUGUUAAAGUUAAAAAGGGAAACUCAGUAUAUCAAUUUUUACAGAAAGUUCUGGAGCUCCUAAGAAGGGAUUUUUCAGAAUUAAGAACUGUUAUGGCUGAUCAACUUAUGUAUGUGAAAGAAGACCUAAUUUUACCUCACCAUUACACAUUUUAUGACUUUAUAGUUACUAAAGCAAGGGGUAAAAGUGGACCACUAUUUAAUUUUGAUGUCCAUGAUGAUGUACGUAUGGUAAGUGAUGCUUCUGUGGAAAAAGAAGAUUCUCAUGCAGGAAAAGUGCUUUUAAGAAGCUGGUAUGAGAGAAAUAAACACAUAUUUCCAGCAAGUAGAUGGGAACCCUAUGAUCCUAGUAAAUCUUAUAAUNCGCUCGUAAAAUUACUAAGACACGGAAGGUAUUUAGUGAACUUCAAAAAGUGA
This is a messenger RNA of Agrilus planipennis (emerald ash borer), 1352 nucleotides long. Its product is annotated as protein FAM50 homolog. Gene Ontology annotation, cellular component: nucleus. Gene Ontology annotation, biological process: chromatin organization. The record is from RefSeq and is a predicted model, not a curated record. NCBI's taxonomy places the organism in Eukaryota, Metazoa, Arthropoda, Insecta, Coleoptera, Buprestidae. Bases 324 to 1352 code for a protein of 342 amino acids. The transcript has 4 exons.